AUGGGUCCAAUAUCAAGUUCUUGGAGCUUCAACAAAUUUUUCUCAAUAGUUUUCGUCGUUUUUGCCAUCUCCGGCGAGUUCGUAGCCGGAUACUACCGACCAGGCCCAUGGAGAUAUGCUCACGCCACUUUCUACGGCGAUGAGACCGCUAGUGAAACCAUGGGUGGUGCCUGUGGGUACGGAAACCUGUUUAACAGCGGCUACGGCGUGUCCACGGCUGCGCUAAGCACAACGUUGUUCAAAGACGGUUACGGAUGCGGCCAAUGUUUUCAGAUAACGUGUACGAAGUCGCCACAUUGUUACUAUGGAAACCCAUCGACGGUGGUCACAGCUACAAACCUUUGCCCUCCUAACUGGUACCAAGACUCCAACAAUGGUGGUUGGUGCAAUCCUCCUAGAUCCCAUUUCGAUAUGGCUAAACCGGCUUUCAUGAAACUCGCUAACUGGAAGGCCGGUAUCAUCCCAGUUGCUUACCGCAGAGUUCCAUGCAAAAGGGUUGGAGGUAUGAGGUUUCAAUUCCAAGGAAAUGCUUAUUGGCUACUCAUCUUCGUCAUGAACGUCGGAGGCGCCGGAGAUAUCAAGAGCAUGGCCGUGAAAGGUAGCCGGACGAACUGGAUAAGCAUGAGUCACAAUUGGGGAGCCUCUUACCAAGCUUUUUCCUCUCUCUACGGUCAAGCUCUCUCUUUCCGGGUCACUUCUUACACCACCGGUGAAACCAUCUAUGCUUGGAAUGUUGCUCCGGCUAACUGGAACGCCGGUAUAACUUACAAGAGCAGCGCCAAUUUCCGUUGA
Molecule: messenger RNA, 792 nt
Organism: Microthlaspi erraticum
Lineage: Eukaryota; Viridiplantae; Streptophyta; Magnoliopsida; Brassicales; Brassicaceae
Source: the annotation of a GenBank genome assembly